Thunnus maccoyii (southern bluefin tuna) is the source of this 4930-nucleotide messenger RNA. RefSeq names its product malic enzyme 2, NAD(+)-dependent, mitochondrial (gene me2). The coding region runs from base 209 to 1960 and encodes 583 amino acids. Gene Ontology annotation, molecular function: malate dehydrogenase (decarboxylating) (NAD+) activity; malate dehydrogenase (decarboxylating) (NADP+) activity; NAD binding. Gene Ontology annotation, biological process: malate metabolic process; pyruvate metabolic process. Gene Ontology annotation, cellular component: mitochondrion. Lineage: Eukaryota; Metazoa; Chordata; Actinopteri; Scombriformes; Scombridae. The record is from RefSeq and is a predicted model, not a curated record. The transcript is spliced from 15 exons.
UCUACACUGUAUGAGUCUCCUCACCGACAGUCUGCAUCUGUGGCUGCUGUCCGGGGACAAACUGAACGGUCAAACCACAGCAGUUGUCCGGUUAGAAGAAGAAUAUGCUACAUAAACUGUAACCCGUCCAAGGGAAAGAACCGCAGUCUUAUAAGAUUCAAGAGCAGCUUUUCACCAGUGCACCUUCCAGACCAGUUUACUGUACAACAUGUUGUCCAGGUUGAGGACAACCUUAUCCCUGCGGCCUUGUGUCUCUGUUUGCAGAUGGGCACACACCAAAGAGAAGGGCAAGCCACUCAUGCUCAACCCUCGCACCAAUAAAGGAAUGGCCUUUUCUUUACAGGAGCGACAGAUAUUGGGGAUACAUGGUCUGUUGCCUCCCAAAGUGGAAACGCAAGACAUUCAGGCCAUGCGCUUCCAGAAUAAUCUUAAGAAAAUCAGUGAUCCCCUACAAAAGUACGUCUACCUGAUGGGCAUCCAGGAGAGAAAUGAGAGGCUCUUCUAUAGAGUGCUGAUGGAAGACAUAGAGGAAUUGAUGCCAAUAGUCUACACUCCCACUGUAGGCCUUGCCUGCACACAGUAUGGGCACAUCUUUAGAAGACCCAAAGGCUUGUUCAUCUCCAUUCGGGACAGAGGACACAUCCGCUCUAUCCUGGAUAACUGGCCGGAGACUAACGUUGCAGCUGUAGUAGUAACUGAUGGAGAGCGUAUUUUAGGAUUAGGGGACCUGGGUGUUUACGGCAUGGGUAUCCCUGUCGGAAAGCUCUGCCUGUACACCGCCUGUGCUGGCAUUAGACCUGAGAGAUGUCUGCCCGUGGUGAUAGAUGUUGGCACAGACAAUGAGACUCUCCUCCAGGAUCCACUGUACAUGGGCCUGUACCAGAAGCGAGACCGUUCUCAAGCCUACGAUGAUCUGAUUGAUGAGUUCAUGGAUGCUGUGGUUGACAAGUACGGACAGGACACACUGAUCCAGUUUGAGGACUUUGGGAACCAUAAUGCCUUCCGCUUCCUCAGGAGGUACAGGGAGAAGUACUGCACCUUCAACGACGAUAUCCAAGGUACUGCAUCUGUAGCCCUAGCUGGUCUGUUAGCAGCUCAGAGAGCUGUUGGCAAGCCCAUCACUGAACACCGGGUGCUUUUCCUGGGAGCUGGAGAGGCUGCUCUUGGUAUUGCCAACCUUAUUGUCAUGGCUAUGAUGGAGACAGGGAUGACCCAAGCUGAGGCUCAAGACAGGAUCUGGAUGUUUGACAAAUAUGGGCUACUAGUAAAGAACAGAGCGCAGGAAACGGACACCAACCAGGAGGCAUUUGUUCACGACAGUCCAGGCAAUGUAGAGAGCUUCCUAGAUGCUGUUAAAACCAUCAAACCCACAGCAAUCAUUGGUGUGUCAGGAGCUGGAAGACUGUUCACCCAUGAUGUCAUCAAGACCAUGGGAGCCCUGAACGAACGACCAAUCAUCUUUGCCCUUAGUAACCCAACCAAUAAAGCAGAGUGCACAGCAGAGGAAGCCUACACACUCACUGAUGGUAGAUGUCUCUUUGCCAGUGGUAGUCCAUUUAGUCCAGUGACUCUGAGUGACGGCCGUGUCUACACUCCUGGACAAGGGAACAAUGCUUACAUCUUCCCAGGUGUGGCCCUGGCUGUGAUCCUGAGUGGAGUGAGACACAUCAGCGAUACUGUAUUCUUAGAGGCUGCCAAGACCCUCGCGGAGCAGGUGACAGUUAAAGAACUUGAAGAAGGCAGACUCUACCCUCCUCUCUCCAACAUCAGAGAGGUUUCGCUCCAGAUGGCUGUCAAGGUGGUGGAAUAUGUCUAUACUAAAGGUAUGGCGUUCCGCUACCCUGAGCCUGUGGACAAAGACGCCUUCGUACGUGCAACUGUGUGGAACACCAACUAUGACUCCUUCCUGCCAGACACCUAUGACUGGCCAGGUGUCAGCUACAGUCCUAAAACUAAGUAGAAGUAGAACAAACCCUCACUAUGUCCCAAGUCAUAAUGUCACUCUCUUCCUUUGUUUUCCACUUUAAUCUUAGUGACAAUCGCUAAAAUGACCAUAGUUAUCUUAGUGCAAACAUCAGCUCAUGAAAACAGGCAAUACUAGCCCCAUAAUUGCUGCCAUGUGCAUUUGCACUAGAUCAGUCUUUAUAAGAUCUGUGAAAAGAUGAGAGUGGAAGGUGGCACUUGAAUGGGAAUUAUAAUUUUUCUCUUCACAUCGCAGCUCUGUAUCACCUCUGCAUCAUAUGUAAACCCGCACAGCACCUGGAGGGCCACCUGGUGGUUGAAAACAACAGUGCAGAAAUCGGGAUUUCCUUUUUAGAUACAUGAUAGUUCUCUGUUCCCAGUCCUCUCAAAAACAGCAUCAAAAUGAAAUAUAUAAUAGUAAAUUACUACUAGAAAUUCUAUGUGAUUGCUAUACAGUGUACUCUGGCAAGCAGAAACUCAGACAAUUUAAUAUUACUUAAUAUUACGUAAGAUUGCUUACAUUGUAUGUAACAGUAGAGAUGACUAUGGCUUCUGCUUCAUGUGAGUUAUUGUCUAUAAUCGUUUAAGCCUUGAGUUUACCUGGCAGUAGGCCACAUGCAAUUUUAAGAGUUAGUUUUUCACUCCAUGUUUAAUGUUAAGAUAACUCCAAUAAUAUGUUUGUUUUCCUGUGCACUCCUAAACAGAACUUCUAUUAGAAAAUGAAAGUUCUUUAAUUAAAUAACCAAUUCACUUACUAUCAAUCUUCAUGCACACAUUUCCAAAUGGGUUUCUACAUUGCCUUUUCUCACAUCAGGUGGGUCUCUGGUGGCUGAAAACGUCUUUUAAGUGGUUAUCAGAGGGUGCAGUGGUGCAGAGGGUUACAGAGUUCGGCCUUUUUUGUGCAAACUAGGAGAGAAAGAGAGGGAACAGUGUAACUCAGGGGACAAAUGAAGUAACAUUAAGAUCUCUUAAUGGAAAAUGAUAUUUUAUGAAGGGAAACGUAUUGAAAAUGAUAUCUAAAAACAUUGAAGGAAUCUUGCAGCUAGACAGCACUUGAGAAACCAACAUUCACUCCGGCAUUUUGUUUGUUCGAAUGCCCUUGUCAUACUGUAUUUAUUUCUCUGAAUUUAUUUUAUUUUACUUUUGGAGGGUGUAUUUAGAUGUUUUGCCAUUGUGCUGUAUAUUCAUCAACACUCCUUUUUAAUGAGUUGUGGUAGAAGUAUCCAUCCCUAGAAAUGAACCCUUUUGCUUAAGUGUGACUACAAAUUGAAUAUAAACCAUACCCUGAAUAUUUAAAGAAACAAUGUGUCGUAUCAAAUGAUUGGAUAAACAUUAUUUUUGACAUGAAUUAUAUUUUGUUAACUGUACAUGCACCUUUGUGGAAACUGUCCGCUGAAAGAGUAUUUAUAAAGUUGUGUUAAGUAUGUCCAUGUGUGUUGGUAGGUUCGUGUGUCAAGUCUUGUUCCUUAGAUCAUAUUCAACCAGAUAUCAAAGUUACAGGCUCGGCUUCUAUUCUCUGUUCCAGUCUUCCAUAAUUAUUCAUAUUAUUCAAUUAUUCAUAGUAAGUUAUAACAAUCAGAGUCAUCUUUUUUAUUUUUCAUCUAGGAAUCGAAAGGGGUUAAAGUAGUACGAGAAGUUGACUCAUAAUUAACACAGGACUAUUCGAAAUUUUAGUUAUUUUGCAGAAACAUCUUAAAAUGGAUAUCUUGAUAUUUUAAUACGGUUUUCAUCCUCAUACACGACGAAUGUCUCAACAAUUUGUACUGGCAUUAUUAACGCACUUGAUGCUAAAGGGUAAUGGUGGUUACAAGCUAAGCAGAUAGAUUGUGUCUAGCAACACAUAGUUGCAAUGACAACAAGAAGUAAUGUUAACAAGUCAGUCUGAACCAUCUGAAGUAUCAAUGCAGAUUUCUCUAUUUUGUAUUAUUGAGAUCAUUACAGCACAUAAGUUUCACAAGGUCAUAACAUCCAUUUCUUAAAGUCAAAGAUCCUCUUAACUAUUUUCCAGUUAUAUUUCACAUCCAUGUCUGUUUGAUUUACUGCCAUUUUUUGUUUGUUUGUUUUUUUUAACCAUGCCAUGAAUGUCCAUAAGAUCUUUAUUUUUGCUUCAUGUUCUAACAGGCUACUGUAAUUUGGUGUAAAAUGUGAGAAUUGAGUAACUUUCACCUCAUAAACUCAACACAAACGCACAACCUCCACUGAUGAAAUGUUUUUUUUUUCUCUCUCUCUCUUAAAAAGUUAGCCGGUUACUUUAAAUUUACCUUACACACUGAUGUCAUGGGCAUUGGCAGUAUUGCCAGGAUUUUUUUUUCCAGUCAUGCAUUAAUUCUCAGAUAGGUUUGAAUGAGAUUCUAACCACCUGCAUUGAAGUGCCUGCACAACAUUUGAUAUCUGUUCAUAAUUGCUCCAUGCUCCUUGAUGUAGAGCUCACAAAAUGCUGCAGGCAGAGCUGAAGAAAAACAUAGAAGCACUGCUAUUAUACAAAUUGCUGUCAGUGUGUAUUGUACGAAAUCAAGUAAGUGUGUAGUAUCCAACGUGCAGCUUUUGCCCUGAUAAACUGUGCAGCUUCAACUUUGCCUUCAACAUUUGUAUAAUGUUGAAGGCAAAGUUUUCUACUCAUAACUUUUAAAAUAGUUUUAUCUUAAAGAAACUAUUUAGAGAGUUUUUUUUUAAACUCCAUUAAUCGUUCAUCCAGUUGUUGUAACUGACUGUAAUCACCCAGUGAGAGUUUUUACUGUAUCAAAUAAGAAAUUGUUGCUUGGUUUGCUCAUGUUAUUGUUGCUGUGCCCACAUUUCCUCCAUAUUUCUCCAUAAGUGUGCUAAGUACUUUGUGUCUGUGUUUCUAAAAUUUAUUUUUGUUACACAGUAGAAUUGCCUUAUGUUUGUAUGCAGAGAGCAGCAUGUUUGUACUGCUGAAUAAUACUUACGUGCUGAUUAAAGUGCAGAAUAAAAACGUUUACACAUGCAA